UCAGCCCAGCUUCCUCAAACCAGCUUCUUCCGUUGUUUUUAACAUGGGCACAACACCACGCUAGUGAGAUACUUCCCUAAGACAACUGUUUUUAAACAUUAGCACACCGAGAAUGCCAAGGAAAAAGAAAAACGGCCAAAGCCCGGCCAGAGUACCCGGGUUGUCAAACGACAACAACAACUACCGAAUACCGGGAACGAGUGACGGCGCGCCGCUGUCGAGAAGUGAAUUCAACACCGGGACUAACUCUCACGACUACGGUAGUACUAAUAUGCUCGUUUCGACAAACUCAGGAGGCAUCUCGGCUACUUCUCAGGACAAGGACGAGAUCGUGAGGACCAUGAAGGAGAUGUUUUGCCACCUGGAUCCGGAAGUUCUUUACAUUGUGUUGGCCGAGUGUGACUUCAAAGUUGAGAAUGCGAUGGAUUCUCUCCUGGAGCUGUCUGUAGCAGCUGAGCAUGUUGGCCCCCUCCCUCCCCUCCUCUCCGGGUUUGAGCUUACCGCAGCUCUCCUCAGCCCCCAACACAACUCCUCCAAACCAGACCUUCACCCCCACCUUCCUACGGGGGAGUCCGCUGUCCCCCUCUCCCCUCCCCGACGGGCCCUUCCUCUCCGCAGCGAAGAUAACCAGGACCUGACCACUGACUUGACAGAAGAGUUUGAUGUUCUGAUCGACCGUGAGCUGGAGAAUCUUACCAUACAGCAGGAAGCUGAAGAGAGGGACCACGGUGAUCUUCACACCUCCUCCUCUUCCUCAUCCGUCUCUUCCCUCUCCUUCCUCGUUCAGCCCGCGGACGCCCAGCAGCAGGCCCUACCCCAGCCGCUUCAGUCCAGCCCAAGAGCCUCCAGGAGGGGGCUCCCAGGGGACCAGCCAUGCCCAGACAGGGUGUUCUCAGCUGGACAGGCUCGCGGACCUCACUCCCCUGUCUCUGACCUGAGCCUCAACUUCUCUGGAGGAGCAGCCGGUUACCGGCGGCAACGGUCAUUACUGGACUUCAGCCAUCUGACUUCGUCGCCGUCCGGGACGGACAGAACUAAACCCAGCCUGCCGUUGGACCCAGGGGCCUCCGAUCGCCCCUCUGCAUUCCAGGCAUACAGGAAACUGGACCAGUUCACGGUUCGUCCAGAGGGCGAGCGGACCGUACCACCAGGCGGCGUAGCAGAGGGGGCGAGGACGAAGACGAGCGUCGCAGGGGAAGAAGAGGUACUCAACAACCCGUCGUUCUGGAACACUCAAGCGCCGGAGUUCCAACCGCAUGGAAAUCGGACAACGGGGCCGGCAUUUAUCGUCCCUGUGGCGCUAAGCCCCUCCUCCUGGCACACCCGGGCCACACCCGCCUCCCACUGGUUGGCCCAGGGCCCUGUCGGUCAAGUCCCGACCGUCCCCAGGUCUUGGACAGGGGGUGUGUCUGCUGGCCCCAGAGCACCCCUCCUCUCUGGGCAACAUGGUAGGCUCCGGCUGGAGGGGCGUGUCCUAGUGCUGCUACGGGGAGCUCCUGGGUCGGGCAAGUCCACCCUGGCCCGGGCCAUGCUGGAACAGAACCCACAUGGGGUGGUGUUGAGCACCGAUGAUUAUUUCUGUCGUCAUGGGGACUAUCGCUAUGACCCCUCAGCUUUAGGGGAGGCCCACGAAUGGAACCACGCUAGAGCCCAGGAAGUGAUGGAGGCCUCUUUCUCUCCUGUUAUUAUUGACAACACCAACAUAUCCCAGGAAGUGAUGGAGGCCUCUUUCUCUCCUGUUAUUAUUGACAACACCAACAUGCAGGGCUGGGAGAUGAAACCCUACGAGGCCAAACUACCCCCCAACAGGACCCAAGCCCACCCCACCAGGAGGCCAAACUACCCCCAGCAGGACCCAAGCCCACCCCACCAGGAGGCCAAACUACCCCCCAACAGGACCCAAGCCCACCCCAUCAGGAGGCCAAACUACCCCCCAACAGGACCCAAGCCCACCCCACCAGGAGGCCAAACUACCCCCCAGCAGGACCCAAGCCCACCCCACCAGGAGGCCAAACUACCCCCCAACAGGACCCAAGCCCACCCCAUCAGGAGGCCAAACUACCCCCCAUCAGGAGGCCAAACUACCCCCCAGCAGGAGGCCAAACUACCCCCCAACAGGACCCAAGCCCACCCCAUCAGGAGGCCAAACUACCCCCCAACAGGACCCAAGCCCACCCCACCAGGAGGCCAAACUACCCCCCAACAGGACCCAAGCCCACCCCAUCAGGAGGCCAAACUACCCCCCAACAGGACCCAAGCCCACCCCAUCACGACGCCAAACUACCCCCCAACAGGACCCAAGCCCACCCCAUCAGGAGGCCAAACUACCCCCCAACAGGACCCAAGCCCACCCCAUCAGGAGGCCAAACUACCCCCCAACAGGACCCAAGCCCACCCCAUCAGGAGGCCAAACUACCCCCCAUCAGGAGGCCAAACUACCCCCCAGCAGGACCCAAGCCCACCCCAGCAGGAGGCUAGCCCGUCACAGCCCAAGUCCUCAGACAAGGCCCGCCGCGACCUGGUAGGAGAGCAGCGAUUGGUCCAGGGCUCUGAGAGGUCCUGCCCCCAGCUCUUCUCCUGGCUUCCCGACGUGUCGCCAGUCGGCCGCUCCGGCAGAGCCAUAACCCCGGGUCACAGCUCUGCCCACGGCUCCACAGAGUCCCUCGGUGAAAAGGAAAAAUGUGGAAUUCUGGACAAUUCUAAAAUUCUGGAUGAGGAGGAUAUUCUUGAUUUAGGAGCGGUGGCCUUUGACCCGGAAGCUCCGUGGCAACCGGACGACGAGGGGAACAGGGGGGAGGGAGAGACAGGAAUUCCCCACUGUCUGGUGGAGGCUGUGUUUAGGGCAGAUUUCCACGGUGACGACGAGAGGCCCGUGGCUUUCUCCGAGUCGAUUGGUGGUUGGAUCCAACACCGUGGAGCAGAGGGAGGAGAGACCAUUCAGGCUGCCGGAGAGGGGGGGACUCGGGGUUUAGUUGAGAAAGACUUGUUGGAGGUAGGAGGAAGCCAUCUUGGUAAGGUCAGUCAGUGUACUGAUAGUGACAGCCAUGUUGGUGAGGUCAGUCAGUGUACUGACGCUAGUGAGACCAGGAUGGAAGGUGAAGUCGGCCAUCUUGGUCGGGGCAGUCAGUGUACUGAUAGUGACAGCUAUAUUGUUGAGUACAGUGUGGAAGCUGGUGAAGGCAGCCAUGUUGGUGAGGUCAGUCAGUGUACUGACGCUAGUGAGACCAGGAUGGAAGGUGAAGUCGGCCAUCUUGGUGGGGGCAGUGAGGAGCAGAGGCAGAGUCGCUGGGCUGAGAAACAGUGCAAGCUGGCGCUCACCUUCACAAACCACACCCCUCCCUCCCCCAAACCACAGACAGACCCUGACCUCGACCCUAAUCUCGACUCUGACCUCGACCCUAAUCUCGACUCUGACCUCGACCCUAACCUCGACUCUGACCUUGCCCCUGACCUUAACCCUAACUCAGACCUCAACCCUAAUCUCGACUCUGACCUCGACCCUAAUCUCGACUCUGACCUCGACCCUAAUCUCGACUCUGACCUUGCCCCUGACCUUAACCCUAACUCUGACCUUGCCCCUAAUCUCGACUCUGACCUUGCCCCUAAUCUCGACUCUGACCUCGACCCUAACCUUAACCCUAACUCUGACCUUGCCCCUAAUCUCGACUCUGAUCUCGACCCGAACCUCGACCUUAACCCUAACCUCGACUCUGACCAUGCCCCUGACCUUGACCCUAAUCUCGACUCUGAUCUCGACCCGAACCUCGACCUUAACCCUAACCUCGACUCUGACCUUGCCCCUGACCUUAACCCUAACUCUGACCUUGACCCUAAUCUCGACUCUGAUCUCGACCCAAACCUCGACCUUAACCCUAACCUCGACUCUGACCUUGCCCCUGACCUUAACCCUAACUCUGACCUUGCCCCUAAUCUCCACUCUGACCUUGCCCCUAAUCUCCACUCUGAUCUCGACCCUAAUCUCCACUCUGAUCUCGACCCUAAUCUCGACCCUAAUCUCGACUCUGAUCUCGACCCUAACCUCGACCCUAACCUCAAACCUGACCUCAACCCUAAUCUCGACUCUGACCUUAACCCUAAUCUCCACUCUGAUCUCGACCCUAAUCUCGACUCUGAUCUCGACCCUAAUCUCGACUCUGAUCUCGACCCUAACCUCGACCCUAACCUCAAACCUGACCUCAACCCUAAUCUCGACUCUGACCUUAACCCUAACCUUAACCCUGACCUCGACUCUGACCUUAACCCUAACCUCAACCCUGACCUCGACUCUAUCCUUAACCCUAACCUCGAUCUCAACCCUAUCCUCAGCCCUAACCUCGACCCCGACCUCUACCCUAAUCUCAACCCUGACCUCUACCCUAACCCCCACCGCCCCUCCCCUCCUCCGUCAUUGGCCGACACAGAUCGCUCCUCCCAGACCGACCCGCAAGACUUCGCCUUCCUCUGGCGUCUCGACCACAAUCGUCGCGACAACCCAACCGUGGCCGCGGGAUACCACUUUCCCCCUAACACCCUCGCCAUUCUCCACGGCAACCCUUCCCGUUUCCUCCCAGAGGUCUCGGCGGCGGUCUCGGCGGGCGUUGCGGUUCACCCCUCCGGCCAGCGCGUGGUGCCGUACCGUGUGACGCACGAGAAGGGGAGCCAGGUGGAGGAGAGGGAGCUGGAGGAGGGCCGGACCAGACAGCAGAACCUCGUCAUUCUCAGGCGCCAUUUUAAACUGGUCAACAGACACACUCUGGAGGACCUCUAUGACAAGUGUCAGCAGGAUCUGGAGUGGACCAGUAAUCUGUUGCUAGACUCUGGAGAGAGACUGUUCCUCGAGGAAGAGGAUGAUGAUGAAGAAGAGGGUGAUGAAGAUCUGGACAUGGCCGUAGGUGUGGGGCUGGAGGAGAGGACAGAGAGGCGGGUUACGCCCCCAGGAGAGCAGGCUUCGGCCUCCAGCGGUUCUGGUAGUGAGGCGGAUGUUGUAUUGGGAAGAAGGGAGGAGGAAGAGGAGGCGUGGAGGACAGGAGGGGGCGUGGACGAAGGGUUAGGGGGGGUUAGUGGACUGAACCAUCCGGUGUGUGGGGGCGGGGGCGGCUCAGAGGAACAUAACACCCCCUUGGGAGAGUCCACUCGUCUGGAGCACAGACCACCAGGAAGAGAUGCGGCGGAGCAGGAAGUGGUUCGGGACUCGGAGGGCGGAGCUGGCGCAGAGCAGUGGGAGAAAUGGGAGAGGGAGGAAGAGGAGGGAGACGAGGAGCUGUAUUGCAUAGACGAGGUGACCCAGUCGCUCCUCGCCCAGCUGGAGGAGAUGGAGAGGAGAGAGGAGGAGGAGGAGAGGAAAGGGAGGAUGGAGAAGGAGAAGAGGAGGGACAGACUCGUGGACAUCCAGAGUGUUGAACUGAAGCUGCCUACAGAACUGGCUCUGCAGCUGGUUGAGCUGUUUGGCCCUGUCCUACCAGGUGUGUGUUCUCCUGAUGACUACUCUGUGAGGAUGGACCUCAACAUGGCCAGACUGCUGCACCAGAAAUGGAAGGACACUGUCCAGGAGAAGCAGAGACAAGCAGCACUCUCCUACCAUCUACUACAAGAGAGCUCUGUCCACUGGGGCGAAUCACAGACGGCCAAAACCGGGCUCAGGGACGGGUCACGCCCAGCUCACUUCCUGAUUGGUCCAGACGGCUUUGCGUCUCCGAGCGGCCAAUCGGAGGCUCGGGAUGAGUUGCCAAUCCUGGACCACUGGAGUGUGUCCCGCCCUCAUGUCUCUCUCAGAGACAUCAUGACUGAAGAGCGGGCUCUACAGGAGAACAUGGAGAGGUCUGGUCCAGGUGGUGUUAACAGGAGAGAUGGAGCUGCCAUGAUGAAAGAGUCUCAGCUGUUUGACCUGUUUCCCAGCAUGGACAGACACUUCCUACAGGACAUCUUCAGAGACCACAAUUACUGUCUGGUGCAGACAGAGCAGUUUCUGAGGUCUAUGUUGGACGAGGGCCCUGUGAGGAACGUUGUGGCCCCAGAGCACACCCCCCGUACUCAGAGCAAGGAUCGAGACAAGAGGCGUGCAGCAGCAGUGGCCCCUCCACAGUCCCUCCCUCAGUACCAGGAUGUGGAGGACCCAGAGUAUGAGGACUACCGGGCCGAGGCCAGGCUGCAGAGAGGCAGGCAGCUGGAGAGCUUCAGCAAGGCCGCAGAGGCUUACAGACAGGGACACAGAGAUGUAGCCUCCUACUAUGGACAACAGGGUCAUCUCCAUGGUCAGAAGAUGCAUGAAGCCAAUCACCGAGCGGCGUCCCAGAUCUUUGAGCGGGUCAACUCCUCCCUGCUGCCUCAGAACGUUCUAGACCUCCACGGACUGCAUGUCGACGAGGCCUUACUCCACCUGUCACAGGUGUUAGAGAGCAAGACCACAGGUACACCUAGCUAGACCUCCAGGCUGAGUGAUGAAGAGGAAGACCACAGG
Oncorhynchus masou masou (cherry salmon) is the source of this 6457-nucleotide messenger RNA. RefSeq lists its product as uncharacterized. NCBI's taxonomy places the organism in Eukaryota, Metazoa, Chordata, Actinopteri, Salmoniformes, Salmonidae. Gene Ontology annotation, cellular component: nucleus. The transcript is spliced from 17 exons. Gene Ontology annotation, molecular function: ubiquitin binding; endonuclease activity. The record is from RefSeq and is a predicted model, not a curated record. Bases 113 to 6421 code for a protein of 2102 amino acids.